Molecule: messenger RNA, 825 nt
Organism: Paraphaeosphaeria sporulosa
Lineage: Eukaryota; Fungi; Ascomycota; Dothideomycetes; Pleosporales; Didymosphaeriaceae
Product: HET-domain-containing protein
Exons: 1
Source: RefSeq, a predicted model, not a curated record
AUCGACAGUUUGUGCAUCAUUCAAGAUGAAAAUGAAGAUUGGCAGUAUGAAGCUGUCAAGAUGAGCCAUGUGUAUUCAAACUCUUACUUGAAUAUUGCGGCAUCGGAUUCCCUGCAUGGCGAUACUGGGUUAUGCUUUGAUGACAGACCAGAUGUGCCCAAUGUCUGGAAAGUGACGUUUCCACCUACGGGGACAGCACUUAGUGCUGCGAUGCCAUGGGAAGACCAGAGCAAAAUUAACAAGUUGUAUGUCUGGAAUUGCAUUACAAAACGAACGAGAGCACUCAUCGAGGAGAGUCCACUCGCAAAACGAGCCUGGACGUUACAGAAACGUCUACUUCCGCCAAGAACACUGUACUUGAGGCGUGAGCAGAUUGCUCGGGAGUGCCGCGUCUCUACUGCAUACGAAGCGCUGCCUGAAAUUUUCGAAGAAGGUACCAUUGGCCUGUCUCCUGAGAACUUUGCGCGGGUAUUACAAGACUAUGAUCCGCUGGAAGACAUUGAUAACGUCAAACUCUGGUCUAAUAUAGUGGAAGAUUACAGUAAGAGAAGUUUGACACAUGGUAGGGACAAACUGGUUGCCAUCUCGGGUUUGGCAGAGAUGCUUGCUUCUGUUUAUGGUAUGGAGUAUGUUGCUGGAUUGUGGGUCAAGGACUUGAUCAGGCUACUUUUGUGGCACAAGAGGCAUCUGGAACCGUCGAUCCCCAGCAAUAAAUCAGCAGCAUACCGAGCGCCAUCUUGGUCUUGGGCAUCAGCGGACCGUGAAGUAGAUAUUCCACAGGGAUUCUUAGCGCCACUUGGGGGGCGAAAACGUAAUUGGUCCUGA